AUGGACAGUUUUCAAUGGAGAAUGGAAAUUUCGUUCGAAGAGAUAACUAAUUUCACAAAAUUUUUGGAAAAUGAAAAGAUCGUCAAGUUUUUGGAAGCAGAUUCAUGUCAUCGAUAUUCGGAUAAAUAUCUUCUCGCGACGACGCUGAUUUAUGCAAGCAGAACGAAAAGAAAUCCGCUUACCAUUGACGAUUUUUAUUGCUUACUGUAUCUGGCGAAUGAUAUGGAAGAGGACAUAGAAUUCAAGAACGAAAUUCUCCCGUGGUGCCUUGGAAGCGACUGGGAAAAACGCUGGCGCGAGUUCAACCUUCGAAAGGAACAUCUCUGGAAGAAGAUGGGCUACCGCGCUCUCGUGCCGCUAGAACUUCUCGAAGAAAUCAUCUUCUACGGCGAGUUUUGUCAACAAAGCUGGGUCUGGAAACGAGUCAGGCACAACGAUCACGGUGGUGCUAUCAGAGAUCAUCAUCGACCAAAAUGCGAAAACAUCAUCAGCCCUCGUGGCCCAAGAAGAAGCCCGAUGGGCUGUCAUUAUCCAAAACAUUCCUCAGAGCUCAAACGAACUUCAAUUUCCGCUUCAUCCGGCUAUUUUACGGACUCUUCCGACGAAAAAGGAGGAAAAGGCGGAAUUUUCGGCGAUAUUUCCAUUCUUUCCGAAGACUACAACGAAGAAAAACUUUGA
Oikopleura dioica is the source of this 678-nucleotide messenger RNA. The record is from the annotation of a GenBank genome assembly. NCBI's taxonomy places the organism in Eukaryota, Metazoa, Chordata, Appendicularia, Copelata, Oikopleuridae.